CCUCUGAGAAACCUCCCCUGUUGCAUGCCCUUCUGCUUUAGGCUCACCUUUCAGAGGAGCGGUGGGGUUUCUCCGGCACAGACUCACGAUAAUUCUGGUCGGAAACUCCUAAAAAUGGGGUCCUCUGACGAUCAGAAUUCGCCAUCGGAUACCCCACCAUCUGACUCUUCAUCAUCAUCGCCAACUCCUCCAUCUUCGUCGUCCUCAUCCUCAUCACCGUCUCCACCAUCAUCGAAUUCAGGUUCAGGUGGAGGUUCAGGUUCGAGUGGAGGUUCACCGCCCUCAUCAUCAUCACCGCCUCCAAGCGACUCAUCCUCCUCAAACAACUCAAACGGCGGCUCGUCAUCUUCAGGAAACUCAAACAGCUCAUCCCCGCCUUCCAACAACAACUCCGACAAGUCCUCCGGCGGCAAUGCACUAAGAGGAGGA
Molecule: messenger RNA, 429 nt
Organism: Prunus avium (sweet cherry)
Lineage: Eukaryota; Viridiplantae; Streptophyta; Magnoliopsida; Rosales; Rosaceae
Source: RefSeq, a predicted model, not a curated record